GAAGGAGGAAGAGGAGCUUUGCUUCACCACCGAAGAAGGGAGCCGGCAACUCGUUUAUGGUGCUGUCGGGUCCCUAGAUGACGAGGAGAAACUUCGCGGCAAGUACAUCCAGAUGUCCGAGGUCGUCGAGGAGAGCGAUUUCGUGAUCAGUGAAGAUGGGAAGAUUAUGCAAGACAAAGUCUGGGGGGAGAUGCUGGACAUUUUGGGUAAAAUCGAUCCCAAGGUCUCCGAGGUGGCGAACUCGUAUCUGACGAAGAUUUGAUUAAUGUUCGCAUGAAUGAACACGCUUGUUUCCGGCUACGGAACGAUCAAUUCUUGACUCACUCCGAGACCGAUCAUAGACAUUUGCCUCAUUCCAAACCACCACCACCACCACCACUUCCUCCUCCCACGAUGCCCUUGCUAUGUCCCUGUCGUAAGUGUAAUUGUCGCUUUGGGACUCAGGAGAUGGUAGGGCAACUCCAAGCCCCUGAGUAUACGGCUCGCUUCAACCACCUGCUGGCGACGAAUGAUGUCCCAUUGGAUGAAGAGAUUCACAGCUUCGCAGCGAUUUCUGCAGAAAAGGAGGAGUUGAGAAACAAAGUCAGACGCCAGAUCACGCGUCUCAGAGACUCGAUGGAUUACUUGUUAGCUCUGCAAGAGAAGACAGAGUGGGAGAUAGCGAACUACAACACCGUCAGAGCUCCUCUUCGACGUCUUCCCGACGACAUGCUCUCCGAAAUAUUCUUUCAAUGCAUGGACGAGAUUGACAUCAAGCAGAACACCGACCGCAUUGGAAAGGACCGAGAUGUCAUCAGUUCUUUGGAUUAUCGCCAGGCACCGUGGCUUCUUACUAGGGUGUGCAAACAUUGGCGUGCCAUCGCUCUAUCUCAUCCUCGUCUCUGGUCUAUCAUAAGUGUCAAUACCCCCCGGGGCAGAUAUGCCGGCAGCUCGACGCAUAUGCAAGCUUUGGAACUGCAACUCCAGCGCUCCGGUACAUGCUCAUUAUCCGUGACACUAAGGAGCACCACAAUGCUCGCAUCCUCUCCUACUCUAGAGCUUCUCGUUUCCUCGUCGCAUCGGUGGCAGAAAUUACUCACGGCAGUCCCGAUACAAGCAUAUCGAGAUCUCUGCAAGAUAGAGGGCAACCUUCCUUUGUUAGAAGAAUUCUAUGGUCUCACAACCGUUGAUAUGUAUCAAAUAAACAGUGUGCCCGCUCUCGAAUUCACCGGCCUCCGUGGCGCUCCCAUGCUCAAAAAGGUUGCGGGCUCGCCUGGUAUCUUGAGCCAUAUAUCUCUGCAUACACCCCAAAUAACGGCGGCGGAGGUCAUCAGAGCGCCAGCGACGAGUCAAGAGCUUGUCGCAAUUCUCGGUCGACUGCAGUCACUCGAACGAUCUUCCCUCCUCUGCCUUCCAGCCACGGAGAGUGGAGACCUUGAGGGUGCCAAUGUGACAAUGGCUCAUCUUCGACAUCUAUCUCUUCCAAUGUCGACCACUAUCCUCGCAGGCCUCACGUUACCAGUGCUCACGAUGUUAACUCUAAAAGGAGACAUCUCUGUCGAUAUCGUCCUCUCGCAUAUUCAGCGCUCCAGAUCCACAGUUCGAGAGAUAACCAUUGCUUCCGAUGGUAUUGUUGAAGCAGAUUGCACUCGCGCUCAAUGAACUCUCGUCUCUCGAGGUGGUUGUAGUGCUUACAAAAUACGCUCAUACGCCCGCGUUCAUCCAAGGGCUAUUUGAGACUUCGGGCCGUUUUACAGCGCUACGCAGGCUCACGCUGAAGGGAGUA
This is a messenger RNA of Desarmillaria tabescens, 1765 nucleotides long. RefSeq lists its product as uncharacterized. Lineage: Eukaryota; Fungi; Basidiomycota; Agaricomycetes; Agaricales; Physalacriaceae. The transcript is spliced from 3 exons. Bases 274 to 1641 code for a protein of 455 amino acids. The record is from RefSeq and is a predicted model, not a curated record.